This is a messenger RNA of Hippocampus comes (tiger tail seahorse), 2394 nucleotides long. It is a transcript of the gene arhgap17b, whose product is annotated as Rho GTPase activating protein 17b. NCBI's taxonomy places the organism in Eukaryota, Metazoa, Chordata, Actinopteri, Syngnathiformes, Syngnathidae. Gene Ontology annotation, biological process: regulation of actin cytoskeleton organization; regulation of Rac protein signal transduction; positive regulation of GTPase activity. Gene Ontology annotation, molecular function: GTPase activator activity; protein binding. The coding region runs from base 331 to 2394 and encodes 687 amino acids. The record is from RefSeq and is a predicted model, not a curated record. Gene Ontology annotation, cellular component: cytosol; intracellular anatomical structure; cytoplasm. The transcript is spliced from 20 exons.
GAAAGUCGAGUCACUUCCUCCUUCUGCUCUCAGCGAGCCAGCCGAGAACUUUUUAGUCUCUCCUUGUGCUCGCUGGCAUGUUGUCAGCUGCUCGAGGCACAAGUUGCGCCGCUUUAUGUCCGCCGCUGCUUGCUUUUCACUCUCAAGUCUUUCCGGAAGCUUCGAGGAACAUCUGAGUGCCAUUGUGGGGUUUGUUUGUUUUUUUUUUUUCCCCCGGAGGAUCAAUGGCCCCGACCUAACUUUUUCGGAGUCACUGUAAGGAAAAGAGUUCCGCGGAGGUGCGGUUGACUUCCCCCCCAUUUCAACUACGUACAAGAGGGCGAGAGGAAGAUGAAGAAACAAUUCAACCGAAUGAGGCAACUGGCCAACCAAACAGUCGGGAGGGCCGAGAAGACCGAGGUGCUGAGUGAUGACCUCCUCCAGAUCGAGAGGCGCAUGGAGCUGGUGCGCUUGAUGUCACACAACACGCACAAGAGGCUGGUGUCCUGUCUGCAGGGUCAGCUGGGCACAGACACCGAGAAGAGACACAAAAAGCUGCCAUUGACUGCACUGUCUCAGGCCAUGCAAGAGGGCGGCUCUCAGCUGGGCGACGAGAGUCUGAUCGGCAAGAUGAUGGAUGUGUGCGGCGAGGCCGAGAGCAGGUUGGCCAGUGAACUGAUGCAGUAUGAAGUGCAGAUCGAGAGAGACAUUCUGGAUCCUCUCAACACGCUGGCCGAGAUUGAGAUACCCAACAUACUAAAACAGAGGAAGCAACUCGCCAAACUGGUCCUGGACUACGACUCGGCUAAGACAAGGUGGUAUCAAGCCACCAAGUCCAGCAACCAAGCCAUGGCAGCUAAGGUGGACUCCCUCAAGGACGAGAUGGACGAGGCUCUGAACAAAGUCGAAAUCUGUAAAGACCAGUUAUCAGCGGACAUGUACAACUUUGCGUCCAAAGAAGGAGACUACGCACGCUAUUAUCUCAUGUUAUUAGAGGCCCAGGCAGACUACCACAGAAGGUCUCUGGCAGCUCUGGAUGAGGCGAUCCCGAAUAUACAAUUACAGCAAGAGUCGUGGACGGAGAAGCCGGCGUUUGGCACGGCCCUGGAGGAGCACCUGAAGCGGAGUAACCGUGACAUCGCCCUGCCCAUUGAGGCCUGCGUCAUGAUGCUGCUGGAGACGGGGAUGAAGGAAGAGGGUCUUUUCAGAAUAGCAGCGGGAGCUUCCAAACUAAAAAAGUUGAAAGCCGCGCUGGACUGUUCCACUUCCCAGCUUGAAGAGUUCUACUCCGACCCCCACGCCGUCGCCGGAGCCCUGAAGUCGUACCUCAGGGAACUUCCUGAACCUCUCAUGACUUUUGGCCUGUAUGAUGAGUGGACGCAGGCGUCCAAUGUGUCUGACCCUGACAAGCGACUUCAGGCUUUGUGGGUGACAUGUGACCGCUUACCAAAAACUCACAAAGCCAACUUUCGGUACCUGGUGAAGUUUUUGGCCAAGCUGGCUCAAGACCGCGACGUCAACAAAAUGUCUCCCAGCAACAUCGCCAUCGUGCUGGGGCCCAACCUGCUGUGGGCAAAGACGGAGGGGACACUGGCAGAAAUGGCUGCGGCAACAUCGGUCCAUGUGGUCGCCAUCAUUGAGCCGAUCAUCCAGCAUGCUGAUUGGUUCUUUCCUGAAGAGGUGGACUUCAACGUGUCGGGUAUGUUCGCCAUGCCCACCCACCCGGCGACGUUGGCGGACGCCGAACUUGAGAGGAAGCGCCCCGGGAGCCUUGUGGGGCAAGACGGGGACACGCAGCCUCCCCGCAAAGACAGCACCGUUAACAAACAUCCGGAGCCCAACCCUCGUAGAGCCGCCACCACUAUUAGAAAGCAGCCACAGCUAACCUCACCCACCUUCCAAGCGCUACCGCCCAACCAGGAAGGCGGGGGUCCCGUCGGCUUUGAGCCCCAGCCCCAAGCUGCCACGCCGGAGCCCGAGCAUCCGGGCCCGGCUGGCGGUGUGGGCGCUGGGGGCCAGCUAGCCGCCGCGCAACCUCAAUCGGUCUCUCAGCUCGGCGCAGAGGAGAGCAGCCCAGCCCGGGAGCUCACAUCCACACCGCCGCCACAGAGGAAUGGUUCGGCCCAUCUUACCGCGGGAGCGCCUCAGUCGCAAAGUGGAUCCAGGGGGCCCAGUCCUCACAUGGUCCGUAGGGGCACCAAGAAACAGGCACCAGCACCACCCAAACAAGCCAGUCCCUUCGCCUCUCAGUCUGGCAACCAAACUCCAGCUUCCACACAUCACCCGCCCAUCACGCCCAGGCGCCAUCCGAGCAAAGAAAGCCCCAUCCACGCUCCGAGCCACCCGCCCCCUCAGCCGCAGCAGGCGCAGGGAGACCAGUCGCCGCCUGACACUCCGCCUCACGUUUAUUAUUAA